Molecule: messenger RNA, 838 nt
Organism: Cuscuta campestris
Lineage: Eukaryota; Viridiplantae; Streptophyta; Magnoliopsida; Solanales; Convolvulaceae
Source: the annotation of a GenBank genome assembly
AGAAGGACGGCUCCUACCGAACCCGGGACCAACUCACUUCCAAAUGGAGCCACAUCAACAAAAAAGUACGAAAGUUUAUGGGAGUACACGAGGAAUGCUCCCGGUCCCGGAGGAGCGGCAUGAACGACGCUGAUGUUCUCCGGCUUGCCACGACCCGGUAUCAAGACGACGGGAACCAAGGCAAGGUGCCCAUCGAUCUUUGGGGGAUUUUGAGUCGUUCCCCGAAGUGGAAACAACUCAACAAUCCCGACGGCGGAUCAUUGCGGAAAAGAUCCACCGUCGACGCCGAGGUUGAGAUCGACGAGACUAUCGGUUCUACCGAUCAAAUCCCUCCCUUCAACGUUGCGGAUUCCGAUGACGAGGACCCCAUUCCACGGCCGAUCGGAAGAAAGAAGGCAAAAUCCAUUGCCUCUGGUUCGGGAGGGUCUGCCUCUGUUUCCGCUUCUCCCCGCGACGAAAUCGGCCGGGAAAUGAUUGAACAACUUCGGGCGUUCAAUCUCCAAGAACAAGAGAGGUUGAAGCUAAAGGAGAAGGAGUUGAAGCUAAAGGAGCAGGAAGCCGAGAUGAAAGUCAUGCAAACCGACCCCGGGACGUUGUCGGAGUUUGGACGAAUGAUCUAUGAGCAAAGAAUGAGAGAGAUCAAGGAGAAAUAUAAUUUACCUUAGUUUUUUUAUUAAUGUAUCUUUUUUUAAAUUAUUGACGCUUUUUUUAUUUAAUGAAUGUAUUUUUUUAUUAUUCGUGUUUCAAUUUAAUUAAAUAAUAAAUUAAUUACAUUUUAUUAAUUUAAUUUUAAAAGAUGUAUAUUUAAAAAUGUAAAAAAUGAAGGUUUGAAGCCCAG